Messenger RNA from Emericellopsis atlantica, 1530 nucleotides. RefSeq lists its product as uncharacterized. The coding region runs from base 1 to 1530 and encodes 509 amino acids. The transcript has 6 exons. Gene Ontology annotation, molecular function: protein binding. The record is from RefSeq and is a predicted model, not a curated record. Lineage: Eukaryota; Fungi; Ascomycota; Sordariomycetes; Hypocreales; Bionectriaceae.
AUGUCCAAGAAGUUCGGUCGCCUUACAUCGGGGCCUUGGGGCAGGCUCAAGCCCGUGGAUCAAGAGUCGCUCGACAGCAUGGGCCUGGUCUCGAAAGGCGAUGAUCGACUGAAAGACGAAAUCACACAAGAGAAGUACUUUCGUAAGAUCAUGGAGAAGUACAUGAUCUUCUGCGUAGAUGCUGCAACAGGUGACGAGCUGAGCCGACGAUUCGCAGCUCUGGAGUUGUUGGCAGAUCCGGAGAACACCAGGGCACUUUCGGACAUUUUGAUGGCUCUCCGAAAGCUGCGUGAAGGUAUAGUAGCCUCGAAGCGGGUCGAUGAUUUCGCGAACCAAGCCUAUCUUUUCUGCGUCCGGUUGAGCAUACUCGUUCGCCAUCCUGAGUCGUACCAUCCCGCCAUACUGUGGCUCCUUCAAUGGCUUCACCCGCAAAAUGCUCUCGAGUCCAUGACAAAAGAGGAAAUUGUUGGUUAUCUCGUUCUCGACACAGCAUGCCGUAGAAAGGAGCUCACAGAGGCGUUCAUUCUCGCCAAGAAGUAUCAAUUGAGGAGUGCCAAGGUCUACGCCGUGCUCCACGCACUUGUCCAUGACAACUGGGUCCGCUUUCGGAAGCUCAAGGGUGAGGUGGACGGUCACAAAGCAAGGAUCAUGGAGUUUGCGGAGAACGACAUGCGAAUCACGACACUGAAGGCUUUUGGGAGGACAUACAUGAGCGCAAUGACAGACAAAACGUGGCCCGAAAUACAGAAAGAGGAUGAAUGUGGCUGGCAAAGAGAAGGAGAUUUGAAGAAGCAGAAGACCUCAGAAGAAGGCCGCGGCGCAUCUUCGGCGCUCCUCAGCGAUUCUCGAGCCGGGUGGCUUAUUAAAAGCGCUGAACAAUCUAUAGAUCUUAUUGCCAGCGGCGAAGUCCUUGUGGCUCAUCGAGAUAUCCUCACAUGCUGCUCCGAGUAUUUCAAACGUUGCUUCGAAGAUACAUGGGUCGAAGGCCAGAGAGGAUCGGUUACAUUCGAUGAUAUCGACCCGAAAUAUCUAGCACUUUUCAUCGGCCUCGCAUAUUCGCAUUCUUCGAUCGUCUCGCUGACGCCUCCCACUCCGCAAACCGACCCACAACCAAGCAACAAACGCACUCCGAUCAAAGACCUCAUUGAGGUUCAUAAGCUGUGUGAUCGGUUCAUCUGCCUAGCGCUGGCCGAUUAUAUAGUUGGCUGCAUAUAUACGUGCAUCAGCGACGCGCACCGCACGCUUUUUCGCUUCCAGCUUGACACAGCACACCAGAAGGCUGUGAUGCGUGAGUUUGCAGAUGCAUACGAGCCGUUGGGGAACGGGGCUGUCCAUAAGGCGAUAGCCUCGACACUGAUACAGUACUUCUGUGAGGGAGUCAGUUUUGAGGCUUGGGAACAACACGUCGAUGAGAUUGCGGAUAGAAUGACAUUCGUGGUUAGAGUCUCACAAGAAUUUGCCAGAAAGCUCAAAACGCAAGUCGACGGAAGGAAGAUGAAGCGACGAGAGCUCAAAGCGGCGGAACAGUAA